GAAGAGUGCGUGGUGCUUGUCAAAAUGAGAAAGUGACCAUCAGCGCCUGGCUUGGUGUUCCAGAGCCUCCUGGAGCCAGCGCUCAGCCCAGCUGAAGCCGGAGGAGGAAGGAGGACAAGCACAGCCUGAUCAGGAAUGUUCACCCUUGCAGAAGUUGCAUCGCUCAAUGACAUCCAGCCAACUUACCGCAUCCUGAAACCAUGGUGGGAUGUAUUUAUGGAUUAUCUAGCUGUUGUGAUGUUGAUGGUUGCCAUUUUUGCUGGAACCAUGCAGCUGACCAAAGACCAGGUGGUCUGCUUGCCAGUUCUGCAGUCUACUGUAAACACAAAGCCACAGCCCAGCACGUCAGGGAAGGCUGACUUCACCACUGUUGAAACAACCACUGGUCAAGGAGAAGUAGCAUCAAUGGGAACGGUUUCCUUUGGAAGUGCCCCUACUGUGACACCUGAUGUACUUCUGAGCAGAGCUACCUCUUCUCAGUAUCAACCCACUGAAUCCGGCCAGGAGCUGAAGAAGGAGCAGAAAGAUUCCUCAGGCCGUAAAACCAAUUUGGAUUUUCAGCAAUACGUAUUUAUUAACCAGAUGUGCUAUCAUUUGGCUCUCCCUUGGUAUUCCAAGUAUUUUCCCUAUCUCGUUCUCAUCCAUACUAUCAUUUUAAUAGUCAGUAGCAAUUUUUGGUUCAAGUAUCCCAAGACUUGCUCAAAAAUUGAGCAUUUUGUGUCUAUAUUAGGGAAGUGCUUUGAGUCCCCUUGGACCACCAAAGCCUUGUCUGAAACGGCAUGUGAGGACUCGGAGGAGAACAAACAGCGGUUAACUGGCGCCCAGUCCCUGCCCAAGUACGUUUCCACUAGCAGUGAUGAAGGAAGCCCGAGUGCCAGCACUCCCAUGAUAACAAAGUCUGGCUUCAAGUUUUCAGCUGACAAGCCGAUGAUCGAGGUUCCCAGCGUCACUAUCUUAGAUAAGAAAGAUGGAGAACAAGCCAAGGCGCUGUUUGAGAAAGUGCGCAAGUUCCGGGCUCACGUGGAGGACAGCGAUCUGAUUUACAAGCUCUAUGUUGGCCAGACUGUCAUCAAGACUGUCAAGUUCAUAUUUAUUCUUUGCUAUACUGCAAACUUUGUCAACACCAUUAGCUUUGAGCACAUCUGCAACCCGAAAGUGGAACACCUGAUUGGCUACACCCAGUUCGAGUGCACGCACAACAUGGCUUACAUGUUGAAGAAGCUGCUCAUCAGCUAUAUUUCCCUCAUUUGUGUCUAUGGCUUUAUCUGCCUCUACACCCUUUUUUGGCUGUUCCGGAUACCUCUGAAGGAAUAUUCCUUUGAGAAGGUCAGAGAAGAGAGUAGCUUCAGUGACAUCCCCGAUGUCAAGAACGACUUUGCGUUUCUCUUGCAUAUGGUAGAUCAGUACGACCAGUUGUAUUCCAAGCGAUUCGGUGUCUUCCUGUCAGAGGUAAGUGAGAACAAGCUGCGGGAAAUUAGUUUAAACCACGAGUGGACUUUCGAGAAGCUGAGGCAGCACGUUUCCCGCAACGCCCAGGACAAGCAGGAGUUGCACCUCUUCAUGCUGUCGGGCGUCCCCGAUGCCGUGUUUGACCUGACGGAUCUGGACGUGUUGAAACUGGAGCUGAUUCCUGAAGCGAAAAUCCCAGCGAAGAUCUCCCAGAUGACCAAUCUGCAGGAGCUUCACCUGUGCCACUGCCCUGCCAAGGUCGAGCAGACUGCCUUCAGCUUCCUGCGGGACCACUUGAGAUGCCUUCACGUGAAGUUCACGGACGUUGCGGAGAUUCCUGCAUGGGUGUAUCUGCUCAAAAACCUCCGUGAGCUGUACUUGAUAGGCAACUUGAACUCUGAAAACAACAAGAUGAUAGGGCUCGAGUCCCUCAGAGAGUUGAGGCACCUGAAGAUUCUGCACGUGAAGAGCAAUCUGACCAAAAUCCCCCCCAACAUCACAGAUGUGGCCCCACAUCUGACAAAGCUAGUCAUCCACAAUGACGGCACUAAGCUCGUGGUACUCAAUAGCCUUAAGAAAAUGACUAACGUCGCGGAGUUGGAGCUGCAGAACUGUGAACUGGAGAGAAUUCCCCACGCCAUCUUCAGCCUCUCUAACUUACAGGAACUGGAUUUAAAGUCAAAUAGCAUACGCACAAUCGAAGAAAUCAUCAGUUUCCAGCACUUAAAAAGAUUGACUUGUUUAAAGCUGUGGCACAAUAAAAUAGUCAACAUUCCUUCCUCCAUUACCCACAUAAAGAAUUUGGAGUCUCUUUAUCUCUCCAAUAACAAACUCGAAUCCUUACCAGCUGCAGUGUUCAGUUUACAGAAACUAAGGUGUUUAGACGUGAGCUACAACUCGAUCGCGUCGAUUCCAGUGGAAAUAGGUUUGCUUCAAAACCUGCAGCAUUUCCACAUCACGGGCAACAAAGUCGACGUUUUGCCAAAACAGUUGUUUAAAUGCGUUAAGUUGAGGACUUUGAGUCUGGGGCAGAACUGCAUUACCUCAAUCCCAGAUAAAGUCAGUCAACUGCUGCAGCUGACUCACCUGGAACUGAAGGGGAACUGCUUGGACCGCCUGCCAGCCACGCUGGGGCAGUGUCAGCUUCUCAGGAAAAGCGGGCUCGUGGUGGAGGAUCACCUCUUUGACGCGCUGCCCUCGGAAGUCAAGGAGGUGUUGAACCAAGACACAAGCAUUCCCUUUGCUAACGGGAUCUAGGCGGAGGUGAAGUGCUCUCUGGUAGCUGACUUCCACACGACACACGCUGAACGGUGUGGUGAUUGCGAGACCAUGCGUUUUCCUCGGGAGGCAGGACUGCUAUAGCAGGGCUAGAAGAGGCGUAACCGAGUGUUCAAUGUUUGCAGUGUUUUAAAAGAUUAUUUCCAAGAUUUUUGAGAGGAUAAAGAACCUGAAUAAUCCCAAUUC
Nestor notabilis (Kea) is the source of this 2913-nucleotide messenger RNA. It is a transcript of the gene LRRC8D, whose product is annotated as leucine rich repeat containing 8 family, member D. Gene Ontology annotation, molecular function: protein binding. The transcript has 2 exons. Bases 136 to 2706 code for a protein of 856 amino acids. NCBI's taxonomy places the organism in Eukaryota, Metazoa, Chordata, Aves, Psittaciformes, Psittacidae. The record is from RefSeq and is a predicted model, not a curated record.